Molecule: messenger RNA, 1569 nt
Organism: Prorocentrum cordatum
Lineage: Eukaryota; Dinophyceae; Prorocentrales; Prorocentraceae
Source: the annotation of a GenBank genome assembly
AUGAAGCGCCACAACAUCCCCGUUGUCUUUGCAGGGGCGCUCACAGAGGCGGCCUUCGUCUGCACCGCUCCCACGUUUAACAUGGAGUCCUUCACCACCAAGCAGGCUGGCAAACAACAAGCCUUGCUGCCCGAUUUUGGCAUGCCGAACUUCCCUGAGAUUUGCGAGACCACGGGACAGGAACCUACCGCGCCGCGACAGGCGCUCGUGGCUGCUGGCUCAGUAGCCGCGCGCAGGUCUGAUAAAAAGAACGGCCUGGCUGCGGCUAGCCACGCAGGCUCGAGCACCAUCGCCGCCCUGGUCCACAAUUCCUUCACCGACACCGUCAUGGCCGCCGCGGGCGCCAAAACCAACUCCACGGACCCAAAGGUGCAGGCGUUGGUAGCGGCCGCCCGCGCCCCCGAACCGCCGCCAGAGCCCCUUUGGAAACGGACGCCGUCGCAACGCCUGCUGUCCGCCAUUCGCAUAGAGGACCGCGCCGUCAACGCGAUGGUCUGGGCCCGCGAGGCCCACUCCAACGCCGAGUUCGCGUUGCUGGAAGCUCGCGGGGUCGUCGACAGGGCGCGCGCGGCAGUGGUCAGCGCGGGCAAGGAGAAUCGAAUCGCCAUGGAGGCCCAGCUUCCUACUCUGCCCCGCCUCCGCCAAACGUCGCCUGACAUCGGAGACAGGCGCAGCUGCAGCGGCCAAUGCCGCCCUGACAACGCCUGCCUGAUUAUGCUCGCGUGCCUUGCCCUGGGUGGCGCUGCGCUGCAGCACCGCACGACGAACAUGGCGGAGAUGCCCUGGCACGUGGCCUCGCAGGACGACGCCGCGGAGAACUUCCUGGGCAUCCACUACAUGGGGAAGCGCGCGGGCAAGUACAUGGACGUGCAGAGGAGCAGCGCGCCCCUGCUGGGCCCGACGGCGUGCACGAGCAGGUCCUGCUACGUGCCGCACUCGCUCGACGGCUGCGAGGGCGACCGCGAAGCGGCCGCCAGGAUGAAGGACCAGGCGUGCGGGCCCGUGGCGGCGGCGGGCGCCGCCUCGCCGCGGUCGAUGCUGCAGUCCGUCUACGGCUCGGCGUUCGCCCCCCUCACGGAGCACCAGACGAAGUCCGCGAAGCUGAAGUCCCUCAAGCCAAAAGGGCGCACCAGCCCGCUGGCCACGCUGGACACGCUCCUGGAGACGCGCUCGCACGCGCACGAGUCCUACCCGCAGCGGGCGCCCCAGCCGUCGGUGCCCUGGCACUCGCCCACCACGCUGGGGCCCGUGGCCCGCGGGCCGUGGCGGGGCGAGGCCGAGCGCUCGAUCUACCAGCAGGAGUUCGGCGCCCCGGCCGGGGCACCGCAGCGGCCCCGGUCCACGCCGCUGCCGAGCUCGAGGGGCAGCGUGCGGUCCCGGUGCGCGACGCCGGGCCCCAGCCCGCCGAGGGCGCCCGCGGAGGCCGCGGCGCGCCUGGAGAGGGCGCGCCGGGCGGAGGGCCUGCAGCUGCGGCAGGUGUUCCGGGAGGACACGAGCGCGCCCAGCGGAGCCGCUUCCGCGGCGUCGGGCCGCGCCACCCCGGCGGCGUCCCAGGCCACGCCGCGGUAG